AGCAAUUCUCAGACUCUCUUGGCAAUGGCGAAGAAUUGGUGGCAGCUUACCUUGGUGUUCCUAAUCCUAGGGCUAAUGCCUGGCAUGAGUCACCAGGCAGCCCUGGCCGAUUUGGAUUACUAUACGGCCGGAGUGGUGGAGUUCCGCCAAUCGAUCCUCAGCUUAUCGGCCUGGUCAGAUGCCCUCGAGAGCUAUGUGGAGAUAAUACACUCUGAGAAUGCCAGUGCCACGGAUAUUAUUGUGUUCCCCGAGAGCACUCUGAACUCCGCGGGCUCUACGACCUUUGUGCCCAAUCCCGAGGAUCAGAUAAAUCCCUGCCUGAGUGAUGCCAAUUUCACCGUGUACGAGGAAUUCCUGGUGACCCUAUCAUGUGCGGCCCGCAAUGCCAGCAAAUACAUCGUGAUCAAUCUCACCGAAAAGCAAAAGUGCGAGGAUGUUCCGGAGGAUACCAGACCUUGUGCGUCCAACGGAUUGAAUGUCUUUAAUACCAACGUGGUCUUCGAUCGUGAGGGAGUGGUGGUGUCCAGAUACCGGAAGGUUCACCUCUACGGUGAGGCCAAAAACAACACCUAUCUGCCGGAGCUAAGCACCUUCGAGACGGACUUCGGGGUCACCUUCGGUCACUUCAUCUGCUUCGAUAUCCUGUUCUACACCCCAGCCCAUCAGCUCAUCGAGGAGCAGGGUAUCACGGACUUUGUCUACCCGGCCAUGUGGUUCUCCCAACUGCCCUUCCUUACAGCUGUUCAGACCCAACAAGGUUGGGCCUAUUCCAACGAUGUGAACCUUUUGGCCUCUGGUGCCAGUCGUCCCUCGAUUGGAAAUAGUGGUUCGGGUAUUUAUCAUGGACGUUCUGGAACUUUGACCAGUGUUAUGAGGCAGGAUUCCGGUGAGAGGGCCAUCUAUGUGGCACAGGUACCCAAGUAUACUCGCAGUAGAUCUGUUCAGAAACGCGUGAGGAGGAGUACGCCGGAGAUCAAUUCCCGCCAGGUGGCCUCGACCACGAGUUUCUACAUGAAACGAGACUAUGUGCAGAACUAUGAAUCUGAGCUGAUUCAGUUCGGCGAGGGAACUAGUGGUGCUAUCAAUCGAACUAUCUGCCAUGGCAGCUUUUGCUGUAAUUUCGAUAUAGCAUGGAGAUCCUUGGGAACUGCUGUGGAGAAUGGUAGCUACUAUAGCUAUCGGUUGGGAACCUACGAUGGCUGGCGUAACGAACAACAAGUGGAUGCCAAUUACAUUCGUAAUUGUGCACUGUUCACCUGCUCUGGGGACUCCAUCGAUGAUUGUGGCAAGCUACUGCCCAUUGAGGGAGAGCUUCAGCAGUCACGUGUGAACUUCACCCGUCUGGAGAUCGGGGUCACCUAUCCAGAGUCCCGAGAGUUCCUUCUGUUCCCCGACACCCUGCAAGAUAAUCUGCUGCCUUUGGAACCAAAUCAGUUUGAAUGGUCGCAGCAGAAGCCCACUGAAGAUAGCUAUGUGCACGAAGUUCGCUUUGCCCUCAAGGAUACCCAGGAGCUGAGCAACCUGUUGACCUUUGCCAUCUAUGGCAAUUACUACGACAAUGUGUGCACUUUUGGAGUUGGCACUGAGGAGGAGCAACUGGCCUGUGGAUACAAGAGUGGAUCCACUAGGCUAACAACCCUUGGGGGAUGGCUGAUAAUGCCGUUGGUUAUCCUGGUUACUGCCUGGACUAGGGCCUAAUAAGAUCAAAGUGUAUAUCCAAACGACAAGAGUUAUGAUGGAUAAUAUACAACUAUCUUAAGACCCACAUAUUGGGUUCCUUUUUUUUAAUACACCUAUUGCUCGAUACUACCAGUAUUUAUAUAAAUAAAAUACAAGAUAAUAUA
Molecule: messenger RNA, 1844 nt
Organism: Drosophila suzukii
Lineage: Eukaryota; Metazoa; Arthropoda; Insecta; Diptera; Drosophilidae
Gene: vanin-like
Product: vanin-like
Molecular function (GO): hydrolase activity, acting on carbon-nitrogen (but not peptide) bonds, in linear amides
Source: RefSeq, a predicted model, not a curated record